This is a messenger RNA of Symbiodinium sp. CCMP2456, 780 nucleotides long. The record is from the annotation of a GenBank genome assembly. NCBI's taxonomy places the organism in Eukaryota, Dinophyceae, Suessiales, Symbiodiniaceae.
AUGGCCAACGACACCUUGAGGGAUGCUCUGCGCCACUUGGAAGGGUUCAACAGUGGGCAGCACGGCUGGACAAAUCUUGGCAGUAACGGCGAUGUCAAGCUUAUUUCGCAGAACGUAACUGGAGCGAACCUGCCUAUGUUUCUGGGACAGCUGACGGCAAGCUCAGCAUGUAGCGUGGCCGACUUGACAGCUGUCAUCCUGUCGGAUGCAUGCAGACGGUUCUGGGAUCCGAGUUAUUUGGCCAGUCAUGUGCUUUGUACUUGCGGUGACAGCAGGUCAGCAGUUUUAUGCACGGAGCAGAAGGGAUCACCGAUCAGUGCAGAGGCGCUCUGGACAAACGUUUGCACCGCGCGGCAUGUUCGAAAAGAGCAGGGUGAGCGCAUCACAUACGCUGCUACAUCAGUUCCCGCUGAUUUCCGGAAACAACAUCGAGAGACCUUGUCCACAUGGGGUGUUGACAAGAAAGAGUUGAUAACCAAGAUUUGGGCGAUGGAUGUGCUGCGCACAAAUGACCAGGUGCAGUUGUCCUUCCUGCUUCUAAGUGAGGCUUCCUCGUUUCAUCUUCCGAACUUCAUGCUCAAGCAAGUUCUGGCUUCCUGGCUUGGGGUUUGUGUGAACUCGGUUUGGAGAAUGUCGACUUCGGGAAUGACCCCUAAGGGGAGCAUCUGCUUAGCUCCCGUCACAGAUGAAGACACAGAAACGAUUAUGCUUGGAUCACGGCAGCUGACGGUGUCUGGCCCUGUCAUCAUACAGCUGGCAUCUGACAACGGGAGCGGAUGA